Molecule: messenger RNA, 978 nt
Organism: Candidozyma duobushaemuli
Lineage: Eukaryota; Fungi; Ascomycota; Pichiomycetes; Serinales; Metschnikowiaceae
Gene: FEN1
Product: fatty acid elongase
Exons: 1
Coding region: 1-978 (325 amino acids)
Biological process (GO): sphingolipid biosynthetic process; fatty acid elongation, polyunsaturated fatty acid; very long-chain fatty acid biosynthetic process
Cellular component (GO): endoplasmic reticulum membrane
Molecular function (GO): fatty acid elongase activity
Source: RefSeq, a predicted model, not a curated record
AUGUUGUCGCCCGAAACGCCGUUUCUCGUGCCCUUGUGGCCGCUCUUUGAUAAAGCCGUGACUGCUGCCCUGGGCGGCCGCUUCGUUCCUUCGGAGUUCGCCUUUGUCAUUGGUCAGACACCUUUGAGCACCUUCCCUCCAGUGGCUGCUGCCAUCGCCACGUACUACACUGUUAUUUUCGGCGGAAACUUCAUUUUCAAGAAGUUCGGCAUCAAGCCGCUUGUCUUGAACGGCUUGUUCCAGGUCCACAACUUGUUCCUCACGCUCUUGUCCUUGACCUUGUUGGUGUUGAUGGCUGAGCAGCUCAUCCCCAUCAUCUACAACCACGGCUUGUUCUACGCCAUCUGCAGCCCUAACGCUUGGACUCAGGAGCUCGUUCUCUUGUACUACUUGAACUACUUGACCAAGUUCACCGAGUUCAUCGAUACCGUGUUCUUGGUGGUCAAGCAGAAGAGAUUGACAUUCUUGCACACCUACCACCAUGGUGCUACCGCCUUGUUGUGCUACACCCAGUUGAUCGGUGAGACUCCUAUUUCCUGGGUGCCCAUCUCUUUGAACUUGGGCGUCCACGUGGUGAUGUACUGGUACUACUUCUUGGCCGCCAGAGGCAUCCGUGUCUGGUGGAAGGAGUGGGUCACCCGUUUCCAGAUCAUCCAGUUCGUCUUGGACUUGGGCUUCGUCUACUUUGCCACCUUCCAGAAGGUUAUUUUCACCUACUUUCCUCAGUUGCAGGGCUUUUUGUUCAGAUGCUCUGACUGUGCCGGCUCCAUGGGCGCUGCCUACUGCGGCUGUGCCAUCUUGUCCUCCUACCUCGUCUUGUUCAUUGCGUUCUACAUCGACGUCUACAAGAAGAAGGGUUCCAGAAGAUCCAAGAGAGUCAAGUCCGUCUCUGGCGGUGUUGCUGCUCAGGUCAACGAGUACGUUACCACCUCCGACAGAGACUCUCCUGCCCCAGAGACUCUCCGCAAGAGAAAAUAA